UCGAGCACCAUACACUUUUGACUGUGAGGCAUUCUCUUGUAAGUCAGCUAUCCAGCUAUAACGGCGGCAAGAGUUUGAACCCAAUUUCGACUGGGCGUUGCCUUAGACUGUCUUUCGGAUAAACCACAUCUCUUUUGUCGUAUCGGUCGCUGCCAUCGCAGGUCACCUCCAUUUCCAAAGGGACUGGUGACAGGAUGAUGCGCUUCCGCAAGACCCGUAACCAAUAUUACCAACAGAGCUCCUUUCACGUUUUGAACGCCGAUGGAUCAUUCCCCGUCUCGCUUUCGGGUGACGAAGGCGACUAUUCUCCAGACCUUGUCGCAUCUCAGAAAUCGUGUCGAUUGGGAACUAUGAAAAGGCUAGGCUGUAUUGUACCGAUGCGGAAAGCGCGCUGUAGCGAAAGCGAGGAAGAAUCCUCUCUUACAAGGUACCGUUCCUCGUCCUUUUCAUCAGCCACAAGCACCGACGCUUCACUGGUGCUCAGCGAAUACGAUCCCUCAGCGUUCGUGCCGUGUCUCGAUGAUGUGGACCCGCUUUUUGUCACCGACGAAGGAUUGUUACUGCAGACGGACAGUACCAUGAAUUUGUCUAUGCAUCGUCUCGGAACGGUCGAGGAGGGCAACGAAGAAGAAACUGAAUAUUCAGAAUCAGAGCACGUGCGCGAAUUUUCGAGCUCGGCAUUACUUCUGAACUUGGACUCUCCAACGACCACAAGUCCGAUCGAAGACCUCAACAGGAAUUUUUCGGAACAAGUUGGAGGUAAAGUUCCAUCGCCUUCCCUUAAAAUUAGCAACCAUCCUAGUUCCGUGGAAAGCGAGGACCCAGAAGCGCCGAAUGACGAUAUUGAGGCAGAGUUUCGCAAUCGGUCAGGUGAACAUCCGUUCAAACCGAAGCGGCGUUCAUAUCUGCGACAAAACUCUCCUGGCGAUUCACCAGUGGAAUCCAUCAGUGACCGUCGAUCUGACCGUAGCAGCAGCUGUGGAGGUAGUGCAGCAGGAACCCCGACUUUCCACCCAAAAGAAUGCGAGUACACACCUAGCCGUUCUGUGCAAACAGCGUCAACCCACGCACUUACACCCGAUUCGUCACCAACCGGAUUCCGUUGGGCCGCGCCCAGGGCAACUCUGGCAUCUCAAUUGAAAGGUUCCCAAGAAUUAUCGCCGAUUUCACCGACGCAGCCAGCGCCAUCGUGGAUUGCACCCUUUAAAGACGACAAAUUCACUUUCCACAAUCUUUCUCACAAAUCCUCAAGAGACAGUUCACUUAGUCGUUCGUCUCCAAUUGUUAAACCGACUUCUGGCAAUAUUCAAAACUUGAUUAAUCGCUUCGAGAAGAAACCUUCGUCAGAGAAAGAGGACUCGACGAGUGUCUCUCGAAAACUGAUUAAGGGGAUAUUAGUAGACAAGUUCAAUCCAUCGCGCUUCGAACGUCGACAAGACCGAAGUACGCAAAAAGCUGCUGUCACCAGCAUUUCAAAGUGGGCUCACGUUACAGAGUCCGCUUUUGCUAGAAAGAAGGUGCAUCUUCAGGAGCCCUUGGAGGGAAGUUUCUGGCGAUCCCGAUCUAAUGCCGCUUACUCACGGGUUUUGGAGAAUCACGCCUUCGUUCCAAUUGUUCGUCCCUCUGUGGCAGGUCGUGAUGAGUUUGGUGACCUACUUACGCAUAGUUUUGUGUCUGAGUCGGGUGACUGUGAUAGGAAGGGCUACUGGGAGCUUGACCUAAAAACGGGGAAUGCAGUCAACCAAUCAUCUGAAUCAGAGAUUAUUUCGACGAGGGACAAAAAUGAGGGGACAGCUAGAUCAUUGACAGGGGUAUCUGACGAUGAUUGGGGACGCUUCAGUAAAUACGAUACUUCUUCAGAUAUUCUUGGCUUCCGAGCUCCGGGAAGCUGUGAGAUUUAA
Messenger RNA from Phaeodactylum tricornutum CCAP 1055/1, 1901 nucleotides. RefSeq lists its product with no specific name. The record is from RefSeq and is a predicted model, not a curated record. The transcript is spliced from 2 exons. The coding region runs from base 195 to 1901 and encodes 568 amino acids. NCBI's taxonomy places the organism in Eukaryota, Bacillariophyta, Bacillariophyceae, Surirellales, Neidiaceae.